CACAAAAAUGGCAGAAGUUGCGGACGAGCAAGAGCAGCUUUCCUACUCAGAAGCUUCUGCAGCUGAAGUUAUCUUAAAAAUGUCUGAAUAUCAGUUUAUUGCUGUAGUUCAGGAUGGCAAUACGUGUGAGCCUAUGGAACAAGUUAUUAAUGAAAAUGGUGAUCCAGUUGCAGUAAACACCAAUGAGUAUUAUGAGACAGUCGGGGAACCAGUUGAGCUUGGUUUUGUUAACGAAGAAAUAUCGGAACAAGUUGCAAGCGAAGACCACGAACAGGAAAUCAUAGAAGAAGCAAUAGAAAUUACACCUGAAGAAGUCAAUUUUGUUAUGGGUGAGAUUACGAAAAAUUCUACAGAAAAUACACUUUUAAUUCAGCGAACGCCAAAAGAACAUGACAAGAAAACUAAUAAUGUAGGGGAUCUAGAUAGUGGGGAAGAAUUAAAGCAAAAACAUUUAUUAUUUUCCCUAGGAACAAAACUUCCUAAUUCUGAUAAAUUAGUUAGGGAAAAAAGAAAACGAGUCAAGAGUUCAUUGUUCAUAGGAUAUACCUCAGAAGCUGCUGAGGUACUAAGGGACUUUGAAAACCUUAAAGAAGAAUUAAAUAUUAAAAGCAAUGUUGAAAUGCUGCAAAGGUUGAUAAAUAACACUCGAAAAGAAAGUGUGACUAGUUCAACUUCUGUUGGUGAUACCAUUGUUGACACAAAUGACGAAAAUGCGAAAGUCUUACUUCAGUUAUUCACAAACAGUGAAGAGCAAGAUAAAAAUGGAGAAUGCUCAUCAAUGUUACAGGAACAAGUAUCAAUUAAUCUUAUUAACAGUGCUGAACAGGUUUUAGCACAAAAUGAUGUAACCAAUGUUCUUGGACUGACUGCACUAAACAUAAAAACGAUACAGUUAUCAAAGAAAUACCUAGAGCAUGUAAAUAAAGAUGGAUACUAUAUUUCUGGGUUUGUUGAUGGUUCAGAAAAACUCGACGAGUUCUUAAAGCUGUUUAGACUUAUAACCGGUUCAUCCUUUUCUAUUCGAAGAUCAAAAGUAAAAAUAAAUGACGAUCCGGAACCUGAGGAAAAGCCGCUAAGAAAAUACAAGCCAGGAUAUCUUGGGAAAGGUCAAAUCAAAUGGGAAAAAAACAUUGGUAUACCUCCCAUUCCGUUCACUGGAGUUCCAUUCACCACAGAAGGUAGUACGACGUAUCAAUGUAUAUAUGGACCGAAGCGUAGUAAAAUGAAUUUACCAACUGGGCAGAAAGAAAAUACAGAUGAUGAGAUACAUCAGAUCGAAACAUACGGUCCGAAACGUCGAAAAAGCUCACGAGAAUCUAAAAAGAAAGACUGUCCUGCUCAAAUACACAUACGAACUGUUCACCGUUUUCCAACGUACAACUGUUUGUCUCCGAUACAACCUGUAAAGACUUCUGACACCACAAUGUAUGUCAAUAGGUGUCAACGAGGAAUAAUACUUGCUAAAUUAAGAGAAGACAUUAUCAAUGAAAAGGUCCAUGGUGACCAAGGAUUUUGGAUUCGAGUUCCGCUACCGGAAGUACAUCAGAAUCACUCACUCGGGCCGUUUGACGGAUGCGAUCCUCCUUUAAACGAAGAGACAAUCCUAGAAAUGAAGUCGAUACUGCAGAAUGCUGCCAUAUCGUCGUAAUAUAGUUGAGACAUCGAGGAUGUUUAAUAUAUAAAUCAUAUGAAAUAAUAUUUCCUGCAAGAAAGUUUAUUUAUCUGAUUAGAUUGAUUUAUAACGGAA
Hydractinia symbiolongicarpus is the source of this 1747-nucleotide messenger RNA. RefSeq lists its product as uncharacterized. The record is from RefSeq and is a predicted model, not a curated record. The coding region runs from base 8 to 1648 and encodes 546 amino acids. The transcript has 4 exons. Lineage: Eukaryota; Metazoa; Cnidaria; Hydrozoa; Anthoathecata; Hydractiniidae. Gene Ontology annotation, molecular function: DNA-binding transcription factor activity.